AUGCCUGAAGAACAGCAGGGCAUCCGCAGCUUUUUCUCACAAGUUCUCCGGCCCAAGAAAUCCCGCCAAGUGCUGCGCAAAAAGAGCUUUAGCGCCUCAUCGACCAACCUCUCCACCACCACCACCUUGACCAAAGACGACAAUAUCCCUCCUGUUCCCUCGUUGGCCCCUCUUGCCGCCCAUAAUGUCAAAUAUCGCCCAGUUCACGCCCAGCAGGAUACCCAGUUAGGCGAGGCACACGAUCAUACGGCCGUCAUCCAUGCCAUUGGCGUACAGAAUUUCGACACUGACAGCGAUGGGGAUGCCCUCUUUGUUCGCGACAACCGGCCACCUGGCGAGCCCCUCAUCGCUAGCCUGGCCGAAGACCUAUGGGUUUUAAUCUCCGAGUACCUUUCUCCUACAGACGCCGCCCAGCUCGCCUUCGCUAGUAGAACUCUCUACAACCGUCUCGGCCCGUAUCCCUGGCGCACCCUCAGCCAGCCCGAGCAUACCGAUGACCGAGCGGAUUUCCUUGUCUCCCAGGACAAGUUCUACCCCCACCAUCUCCUCUGUUUCCCCUGCGGCCAAUUUCACCGUCGGACCCAAGAAGGCCACGAGACUCUACAGCCUGCAAACGUCCUAAACCCGCUCUUCGACUGCCCCAAUGCCCGCAACAACCUUCGCCCUCAUCCGCGCCACCGUAUUACCCAUGGGCGCAAUAUCCCUUUCGCCUUCGUCCAGCUAGCUACCCGGCCAAUUCGUUUCAAAUCCCCUAUAUACGGUCUUUCGGACCCUACAUCCCUUGGUCGCCGAUGGCGCCGCGACGGCUGGUCUCACCAAUCUCGCUUCCUCGCUCACCACGGCCGCCUCCUCAUGCGAGUGACGUCGUCCACGUUCGCCGAACCGGGACUCCCACCCUCUUCGCAACGGCUUCUCCUGUACUCCCGCGAUGACUACUGGCCUUACUUCUCCGCCUGCGCCCACUGGCGGGACGGAGACCUCAUGUCCGCCACAAAAUGCGCCCUCAAGCACAUCCCGGUUUCCCGCCGCACAGAGGGUCUCCAGGGCCUCGAACACCGCGCUAAGGACUUGUACCACAGCCACACGUACGAUCCGAAUGCUAUGGCCACUCUAUGCAGCCACUGCCGCCCCAUGCGCCGCUGCCCCGACUGUCCAUCGGAAUACCUGAUUGAAGUCAAACUCACCGAGCAGCGCGAAGCAGGCGCAAAAUCACGGUUCAAACACGCCAUUGUCAUUACGCGCUGGUGCGAUCUCGGCGAUGGGACCAGUCCGCGGUUAUCCAAGGAGUGGGCGGCUUGUAACGGGCAACUGCAGGGGUAUGACUCUUUCAAGGUGCUGGGGAAGCGAGCAAUAUCCGGGACCUUUGAAUCAGCGUUCACGGAUGAUACAAUCCCGGGUCAGAGGAUUAUCUCUAUGAAUCCAACGGGGAAGAGACUUGGAGAGGAGGGUACUACUUGGUAUUGA
Aspergillus puulaauensis is the source of this 1464-nucleotide messenger RNA. RefSeq lists its product as uncharacterized. NCBI's taxonomy places the organism in Eukaryota, Fungi, Ascomycota, Eurotiomycetes, Eurotiales, Aspergillaceae. The record is from RefSeq and is a predicted model, not a curated record. Bases 1 to 1464 code for a protein of 487 amino acids. The transcript has a single exon.